This is a messenger RNA of Prionailurus viverrinus (fishing cat), 5071 nucleotides long. It is a transcript of the gene EPN2, whose product is annotated as epsin 2. Gene Ontology annotation, molecular function: clathrin binding; phospholipid binding. The transcript has 9 exons. Bases 769 to 2520 code for a protein of 583 amino acids. Gene Ontology annotation, biological process: endocytosis. Lineage: Eukaryota; Metazoa; Chordata; Mammalia; Carnivora; Felidae. Gene Ontology annotation, cellular component: plasma membrane; clathrin vesicle coat; endosome. The record is from RefSeq and is a predicted model, not a curated record.
UUCAACAGCAUUGCCUCAGAUGCACUCGGCAUCCUACAGCCUGUCCUGAUCUUCCUGUGAGCUGCCCCGGGGCCAGCAGCUUGUAAUCUGCUCUGUGGUCCCCCAGCGCAGACCAGAAGCCGCGUCUUGUGCCUCCCGAAACCCUCGUGCCUGUUGGAGCCGUUCUUUUCACACUGAGCGAGUGAAGAGGAAUUGCUGAACCUGGUAUCGACUAAAGCAUUAAUACGUCUGCUCUGUAAUGAUAAAACGAUGUCAUUAAAGGACAGCAAAAGUGUUUUCAAAAUCCGUGGAGAGCUUUUGCACACCCUGAAAAUAAGCAGUUCUACUCUUAGGAACGUACUCUGGAAACAUCCUGCCCCUGUGUCCUGGGAGCCGUGCGUGCACAGACCAGAAUUAUUCAUGAUGGCAAAAGUUUGGAGAUAGUUUAAGUGUCCAUUGGCAGGAGAGUGUGUAUAGAUUGUUACAUGCGAACAUAAAGCAGGUGGGCCACAGCUAGCCUUAUGGCGCGACGUGGAUGCACCUCAGGAACAUAGAUGGUGUGAAAUGACAGAAGCAACUCGUGGAAGACCACACAUUAUUUGGUUUUACGGCACUGAUGGUCAUGGCUUCUGGCUUCUCGGACCUGAGGCUCCAGCGGAGGACAUGACUCUCAGGGAUCCUACUCCAGAUCUGUUGCGGAGACUGAACCUUCGCAGGGCACGAACUCGCCCAGGACAGGAGAAUCUCUCUCUCUGAAGGGCUCUACGAUUGUCGCCAAGAAAAGUAACAAUGGCGACUUCGUCUAUCAGACGGCAAAUGAAAAACAUCGUGAACAAUUACUCGGAAGCGGAGAUAAAGGUCCGGGAAGCCACCUCCAAUGACCCGUGGGGCCCGUCCAGCUCCCUGAUGACGGAGAUCGCGGACCUGACCUACAACGUGGUGGCCUUCUCCGAGAUCAUGAGCAUGGUGUGGAAGCGGCUCAACGACCACGGCAAGAACUGGCGGCACGUGUACAAGGCGCUGACGCUGCUGGACUACCUCAUCAAGACGGGCUCCGAGCGGGUGGCCCAGCAGUGCCGCGAGAACAUCUUCGCCAUCCAGACCCUGAAGGACUUCCAGUACGUGGACCGCGAUGGCAAGGACCAGGGCAUCAACGUGCGCGAGAAGUCAAAGCAGCUGGUGGCCCUGCUCAAGGACGAGGAGCGGCUGAAGGCCGAGAGGGCCCAGGCUCUCAAAACCAAAGAGCGCAUGGCCCAGGUCGCCACCGGCAUGGGGAGCAACCAGAUCACCUUCGGCCGCGGCUCCAGCCAGCCCAACCUCUCCACCAGCUACUCGGAGCAGGAGUACGGCAAGGCGGGGGGCUCGCCCGCCUCCUACCAUGGCUCCACCUCCCCGAGGGUGUCCUCUGAGCUGGAGCAGGCCCGGCCCCAGACAAGUGGAGAAGAAGAGCUGCAGCUACAGCUGGCACUUGCCAUGAGCAGAGAGGUAGCGGAGCAGGAAGAGCGCCUCCGGCGGGGUGAUGACCUCAGAUUACAGAUGGCCCUAGAAGAGAGCCGAAGAGACACAGUUAAAGUUCCCAAAAAGAAAGAGCAUGGCUCCCACCCACAGCAGACCACUCUGUUGGAUUUAAUGGAUGCCCUCCCCAGCUCGGGCCCUGCUGCCCAGAAAGCAGAGCCUUGGGGCCGGUCAGCCUCAGCCAACCAGACGAACCCCUGGGGCGGGCCGGCAGCCCCAGCCAGCUCUUCAGACCCCUGGCCAUCGUUCGGUGCCAAGCCAGCUGCCCCCGUCGACCCGUGGGGAGUGCCCACCGGAGCCAGCAUACCCUCCGUCUCCAAGGGCUCGGACCCCUGGGCAGCCCCACAGCAGCAGGCCUCCAGUGCUGGGAAAACGGCCGACGCCUGGGCCGCAGCCUCGGCCACCAAGCCUGUUUCGGCCACUGGGGCCUUUGAUCUCUUCAGUAAUUUGAAUGGUACAAUUAAAGAUGACUUUUCUGAAUUUGACAACCUCCGAACUUCAAAAAAAACAGCUGAGGCGGUGGCCUCUCCACCGUCCCAAAACAACGGAACUACAAGCCCUGACCCCUUUGAGUCUCAGCCCCUGACCGCCGCCUCGAGCAAGCCCAGCAGCUCCCGGAAAACCCCCGAGUCCUUCCUGGGCCCCAACGCGGCCCUGGUGAACCUGGACUCGCUGGUGACCAGGCCAGCCCCGCCGGCCCAGUCCCUCAACCCGUUCCUGGCACCAGGUGCAGCCGCAGCCUCGGCCCCUGUCAACCCCUUCCAGGUGAACCAGCCCCAGCCGCUGACGCUGAACCAGCUGCGGGGGAGCCCAGUCCUGGGGACCAGCACGUCCUUUGGGCCGAGCCCGGGGGUGGAGCCCAUGGCUGUGGCCUCCAUGACCUCCACAGCCCCGCACCCAGUUCUGGGGGGCAGCGGUUCCUCCCUGACGCCACUGGGCCCCGCCACGAUGAACAUGGGGGGCAGUGUGGGCAUCCCCCCGUCGGCAGCUCAGGCCGCCGGCACAACCAACCCUUUCCUCCUCUAGUGCCCGGGCCUGGGACCCACCACAGAGCGAAUGCCCAGAGCACCUGUGCCUGAGGACGCCCAGCAGGGACUCGAUUGCAGAAGGGGGUGGGGGGUGGGUGUUAGGGCUUUCCACUUCCGGCUUCCUGAUAAAAGGGUUGCCUCUACGGCCCCGAUCCUCAGACUCGAGCGGCGGCCGGCCUGCUAGACGUCAGACCCGGCAUGUGGGUCUCCGCGCCUUCUGAGGCCGCCGCUCGCCCGUCCCUGGCCUGUAGCCCGACCCUGCCCUGUCGCCUCCCCGCAUCCCCCCCACCCCCCACCCCGAGCGUGAGGUCCCGGCUCCUGUGGAGAUUGGCCAGCUCUCUGGGGCCUUGGACGAGGGGGCGGGAGUUGUCCGGGUCGCCCUUGCCCUGAACCUCAGCCCGAGGGCCUCUGGGACGCUGCCUGGCCCGGGCCUUGGGACAGCCACCGUGUCUUUGCCCCUGACCUCCAGCCCUAGCAGGACCCAGGCAGUCCCAGGUGUGGACGGAAUGAAGCACCAGCUCCAUGAGACGCUCACCUUUUGGGGACGUGGUUGUGGAUAUUUUAUUUUCCUUUGACUCGUGUGUGAGUUCAAAGUAACCGCCACCACCGUGGAACAACUCGAAUUAAAUCCACUAGAGCAAGCUUUAAACUAAUCUGAGCAUAACCCCGCCACGUGGCUCUAUGCUUGUAUACGUUUGCACAUAUUUUGUUUAGUACAGUUUCAUAUUUGAGUUUGCAGAAUUAUCUAAUAGUCUUUUUUUGGCUAAUAUUUUUAUAACGUGGUUCUUAUUUAACUGUCUAGUUUUGAUAGAAUUUACCAGGUCUGGCUCAAUUAAGAUAUUGGCACGUGUCAUGUUAGUGGUUUACAUCCUCUUAUUUAUGGUUUUAACUCUAAGAAAAUUUAAAUAGGAAGAGACAAAAAAAAAAUGCCUUAUGGAAAAACUAAAGCAGAUUCUUUAUAGGGAAAAAUAUGGGAAUUUGAUUACACAUAAAAGAUGAUGUUUAUUUAAAAAAAACAAAACCUACAACAGCAACAACGACAACAUCCCAGCCUCCAGUUGCCUUUUCCUUUCUUUUCACUCCCUUUUUUUGGUGACUUCCCAAACUGAUUGAUGUGUAGCCUUUUGGGCUAGAUCCUGAGAGAGGCUAUUUUUCUUACCAAUACACCACCGUCGAGAAAGUUAAAGAAAAAAAAAAAAAUCCAACGUAUGAAUGUGACUCACCAGUUUGUAUCGGCUAAUUCCCUUUUGUAACGGAAGGCACGCGCAGAUCGACAAGGACUUCCGUUUGCAGUGGAAAUCUGAAACGGAAGCGGCGUCUUGAACCUUGUGUCUGUGAUCUCCUCUGUCUUAAUCCGCACUCAGGGUGAAGAUGGGGACGGCGUGGAGAUGGCGGGUGUCUGGGGGUGCCCGUGGCUCCCUGGGGACAGCCUCCGGGCCCAGAGGGGUGAGGGACCAGGGCUGGCCCUGACCCACCCGGCUGCGAACCCCAGACACACACAUUGCAGACUUAAAAAUAAUCAUCUCUUAUUUUGGAGAGGAGGGGGAAUAAAAAAAGUCCUUCUCACACAAUAGAUUUUUAACAAACGUGCACUAAUCUCACCCCCCCCCACCCCCUGCUUCCCCCCGCCCCCCCCACCACUGUAAGAAAAGUAUGAAGUCAUGAAAUAAAGACCAGAAAGGAUGCGCUUCUCCCCAGGGAAGGGACCCCACCCCCCACCCCCCAAUCCCGCGUCUGGUCAGCCUGCCUGGCGGGCGUUCCAGUCUUCCUUUCCGCCCUGGACUUUUUGACCCCGACCCCAAGGGCAGCGGACCCCGCCCCCGGCCAUCCUCCGCCCCUCGCUGGUUCCAGGAGGAGAUGUGACCCUGAGCACCGCCCUGAGAGCCGUAAGAUGCCUGGUGGCGAGCGGGCGGAGUCAGAAUUGCCUUCUCAGGCCACUGCUGUUUGCUAUUUUUACAAGCUCACCGUGCUGCUCCGAGAGGCCGUCCUCCGGCCCCAGGAGCCACCGCCAGAGCUCCUAACCGGCCACACCUCGGCCAGAGCCGGAGGCCUGGGGCUGGACCACGGGCCCCGGCGACGUCUGGCCUCUUCCGACCUGGGGAAGGGGCCUCUGCAGGCCGCUUCCCCAGGGAGGUGCUUUCACUCGUAUGGUGCGAGCCCGGACCCCGUCACAGGCCAGCAGACCAAACCUGACUACUUGGCCAGUGAUUCUUGGUCACAGUCAAGACCCCUUCCUGACGUGACUUUGAGGCCCCAACAUGGUAGCCACUGGGCCACCGAGGCCCCAGGAGACCCCCGUCCCUCCCCGCCUCCCGGCCCAGGCCCGUCCCAGGCGCCUCGUCCCUGUUGCCUGCUGCACUGAUCAUGAAGCCACCGGCCGCUGCCACACGUGUAACACACAGGCCAUCACGCCCCCUCCUGAUGGGCACCGUGGUAGGGGUGUCACCCAGCCCUUUUCUCAGUCCCAGGGGCCGGUGGCUGGUUUUGAACUUGUGUUGACUAUUGAUACUUAUUUACUGUACAAAUAUAAUUUAUCAUUUGUAUCAUGA